This is a messenger RNA of Pseudopodoces humilis (Tibetan ground-tit), 2767 nucleotides long. It is a transcript of the gene PAQR7, whose product is annotated as progestin and adipoQ receptor family member 7. The record is from RefSeq and is a predicted model, not a curated record. Gene Ontology annotation, biological process: response to steroid hormone. NCBI's taxonomy places the organism in Eukaryota, Metazoa, Chordata, Aves, Passeriformes, Paridae. Gene Ontology annotation, molecular function: steroid binding; nuclear steroid receptor activity. Gene Ontology annotation, cellular component: plasma membrane.
GAAACAUCCCGGGAGAGGGAGAACCAUCCUGGGCUGCCCGGAAGGAAUUCCUCUCCUGGGAGCCGGAGCUGAGCCCCCUCCCCUGCCCUGGCACUGAGGCAAGUUCUCCGGGCAGUGCCCGUGGAAUUCAGGUCAGAACAGCCGAACCUGGGAGGUUCUGCUGGUUCUGCUUUCGCCCUCUGUCCGCGGCAGCGCUCGGGGCUAUUUCGGUUCGGAGCAGGGAGAGGUUCACGGGGUGAACUUUCCCCCGUGGGCCCGAGAAAGUCGCAGCUUUUCGGGAGGGUUUGAGGGGCAGGGGAAGGUCGGGAUCGCCCUUUGGGAGGUGCUGCCCCAGCCGGGGACGCUGCCCGGGGUGUGGGGCAGCUCUAACCAGGCCAGGUGGGCAAAGGGCACUUGGGAGGGAAAUGGAGCAGCUAAGAGCCUGUUCUGUUCUGAAUCCCCUUGGAUUCAGGCAGGAAUGAGUUACAGCCUGACUUUGAUGAGGAAAUUACAGAGUUUUUUAAAAACAAACAGUCCCAUCCCCACCUCCUCCUGUUCCCAAACUUUAAAGAACUUUUCCUGCCCCUGAAAUGAGGGCACUUGCCAGGGGUUCAGGCACAGAUCAGCAGUGGAGCUGGACGUGAAUCAGGUUUUCUUCAGGACUUCUCUGAGCAAGAGCAGGGAAUUCUGCUCAGCGAGGACGCCGAGUUUGGCCUCAUCAUGGCCACGGUGGUGACGGAGAAGCUCAGCCGGCUCUUCAUCAACGUCAGGCAGCUCCCUCAGCUGCUGGGGCCGCUGUCCCCGGGCACGGUGAGCAGCGCCGAGGUGCCGCCGGUGUUCUGGAAGCCCUACAUCCACGGCGGCUACCGGCCCGUGCGCCAGACCUGGCGUUACUACUUCUCCACGCUCUUCCAGCAGCACAACGAGGCCAUCAACGUCUGGUCACACCUGGCGGCCGCCCUGGGGCUGCUGCUGCGCUUCCAGCACCUCUGGCAGCGCGUGGACUUCGGGCAGGACGCGCACGCCCGGCCCCUGCUCAUCAUCCUGGCCGCCGCCAUCACCUACCUGACCUUCAGCAGCCUCGCCCACCUGCUGCAGGCCAAGUCCGAGUUCUGGCACUACGGCUUCUUCUUCAUGGACUACGUGGGGGUGGCCGUGUACCAGUACGGCAGCGCCCUGGGCCACUUCUACUACGCCAUCGAGCCCGGCUGGCACCGGCGCGUGCAGAGCUUCUUCCUGCCGCUGGCUGCGGCGCUGGCCUGGCUGUCCUGCGCCGGCUCCUGCUACGCCAAGUUCCGCUUCCACCCGUCCUGCCCGCUGCCCGGCCGGCUGUGCCAGGAGCUGCCCUCGGGCCUGGCCUACCUGCUGGACAUCAGCCCCGUGAUCCAUCGCAUCUGCACCGCGGCGCGCCCCGACCCCGCCCUGCUCUACCACAAGUGCCAGGUGCUCUUCUUCCUCGUCGGGGCCUUCUUCUUCUCCCAUCCCUACCCCGAGAAGUGGUUCCCCGGGAAGUGUCACUUCGUGGGGCAGAGCCACCAGAUCUUCCACGUGUUCCUGGUGCUCUGCACGCUGGCGCAGAUCGAGGCCGUGGUGCUGGACUAUGAGUCCAGGAGGGAGAUCUACUCCUCCCUCCAGCGGGGCCUGGCUCACGACUUCUCUGCCCUGUUCCUCGUCACCGUCACCUGCUCUGUCCUCACAGCCACCUACAUGGCCCAGAGGGUGAAGAACAAGCUGGGCCUCAAGGAAGAGUAAAGUGGGCUCAGCCCAAAUCCAGCCCCAAGCCCCCAGAUGCUGCUUCAUGAACUCUUACUCAGCAAGUGCUUUCUCUAGGGAAUCAAAGAGAUGCUUUUUAUGCUUUUUUAAUCCAGCCUAAGUUCCAGCUUGCUCGUAGAACGGUACAUGGGUUCCGUUCACCUCUGAAUAAACAGUUGGAACAAAGUGUUUUGUGUGCCCUGAUGGGCUGGGGAAGGCUCUGGGACGCUGCCAGGGCUCCCAGCAUGAGAUAAGGAGAGGCCAUCUGGCCCCUGUUGAGACUCUAAACCAUGGAAACAGACCAAGCCCCUCAGCGCCAGGCUGAAAGCAGCCAGCCCCGGGCCCGGCAGGAGGCAGAGCACCAUCCCCGCCUUCUUCAGCCCCCUCACAGAUGGAAGAGACAAAGAAAACUCCAGGCCGACCCCCUGCACCCCAAAUAAAGGCUGUGAGUGCUCGGGGGCUCCCCUGGCUGCCUGUCCUGUGAAGAUCCUGGCCUUGCCACAGCUGGAGGGAGCCCGGGAAGAGCUCCCUGGAGCCGAGCAGGGGGUGCAGGGCACAUCCCAGGCAUGGAAAACACCCCUGGAUCCCCUGGAGCUUCAGGUGGAGUCUCAGAGCCAGAGCAAAGCCUCUGGUGGGGCUGGGGGGGAUUCCUGGUGCUGCAGCCUCUCCCAGGGCUCGGAGCACAGCGGGAUCGACGCUCAGAGGAACAAAUCCCGGUUAUUUCCUGGAGAAACGGCCUCAGGGAGCAGGAAACCACAGCCCUGGAGCAGAGUUACUUCUGGGCUGGGUUUUGCUGGGACUGAGAACACAAAUCCUGUCCCAGGGGCUGCUCCCAGCGGGGUUUGCUGCUCUCCUCAGCCCCUCAGGGAGCGGGGCCAGACCCCGGAGGGCUCCUGCGGGCAGCUCUUCUGCCAGGACUCCCAAGGGAACAGGGUCAUUGCUCACAGGGCCAGGGGCAGCUCCCUGGGGGCCAGCCCCAGCCAGCCCUGGGGGCUGCAGUCCCUGUUCACACAGGACUCGCAGGGGAACAGGGUCA